Molecule: messenger RNA, 1080 nt
Organism: Phycomyces blakesleeanus NRRL 1555(-)
Lineage: Eukaryota; Fungi; Mucoromycota; Mucoromycetes; Mucorales; Phycomycetaceae
Exons: 8
Coding region: 1-1080 (359 amino acids)
Source: RefSeq, a predicted model, not a curated record
AUGGCAUGGUUUGGAGAUAGAAGCCUCAGCAAAAGUCAUUAUGGUCAGGAGAGACGUCUAGAGGAUAAUCAGAAUAGUCUGCCUGUUUACGUUACAGUGAUCGUAUUGUCGUUGUUACCGUUGUUGCUGCUGGCUGCUUGCUUGUUUGUCUGCCUCUAUCAGAUCUUUGGAGAGCGAUUGGUCGAUGGGUUCCUCUCAAAGUUGACAAAGCAAUCGUCGUCAUUUUUUUGCAGCAUUAACAUCUCGCUGCCACAGUGUAUUACAGUUUUUAUAGGCCGUUUGUCUGAGACAUCUAGAUAUAUAGUCGCCAAUCAGAAUAACCGUUUAAAAAAGAAUACACCUCAGAAUAUUGCAGUUUCAGUUUUCGAUAACUCUUUGCAUCUCUUCUACCGCUUUUCUUAUAACACAUGUUCAACUUCAACUAAUCUACCGCGACCUCUAAAAAGAUAUAAAGCUGAACGAUGUAUAGUAUCAGACGCAGAAACAUCUACUGUUGAGGAUAGUCAUCCGAACGUAACAAAUCAAGAAGAGGGCCCUCACUCUUCCAGUACACCAAUUUAUCCGAAAAAAAUCAAAGCAGGUGAGCAUGGUCCUGAGGAGAGAGUUGAGCAAUUUACAAUCAAAACAUCUUUGCACAAUACAUACCGAAACAACACAAUGGCUCAAGAAUUUUUAAAAGCUGCCAAAUAUACCACCAAGGUUUUGUUUGUUGGCUCCAUGUUUGCAAACUUUGUCUUUAUCAAACUACUCAAUUCCAAUCAAGAAAUUCCGGCUAUUGGACAAAGCUUGUUUAUCAAUAUGUUUACUAUCAUAUCUGGAAAUGGCAAAAAUACUUCGCCGAGUUUUCAAAAGACCGUCCAGAUCGAUCCUCAAGCACCUUUUAGAGUAUUGAGCCAGUGCGAUAAACCCAAUUAUCGCAAGGGAUUGAAAACAGAAUCUGAUUUAAUUGACUUUUAUUACAAGUAUUUUAACUUUUCAAAAAUUGUAUUCCGUACUCGAGAAAGUCUUACGAACGAAAAGAAAAAAUUCAAGCAAGUACAAAAUAAACAUGAUACCGCAGUGUCUAACCUAGGUCCAUAA